This is a messenger RNA of Penicillium lagena, 876 nucleotides long. RefSeq lists its product as uncharacterized. The record is from RefSeq and is a predicted model, not a curated record. The transcript has a single exon. Bases 1 to 876 code for a protein of 291 amino acids. NCBI's taxonomy places the organism in Eukaryota, Fungi, Ascomycota, Eurotiomycetes, Eurotiales, Aspergillaceae.
AUGAAUCCCUCGUCGACUACCCCCAGCAGCGAGGCUUCCACGCCGGACGAAGCCGAGUGCGCGUUGAGCCCGGACGGAGCUAGUGGCUCUGGUCCAGCGUAUUCUCCGGUGCCUCCCAGCGUUGGCAUGCCAUCGGAACACGACCAGCAGUUGCAUGAUGUGGGCGUUGCGGCUCUCGCGGCUAUAUCUCCGGACGUGCAUCCCGUCAAUCAGCAGAGCGGGUCAUCUCUAGUCUCUGAAGUUGUCAAUGCGGUGACAGAAGGGCCUUCACGGAAUUCUCCAUUGAUCGCUUCCGGGACGGUCGCGCACAGUUCCUCCUUCUCGACGCCCACGCUGUACCCGUCUGGUGUCGUGUCGAACAAUCUCUCCCCAGCACCAGAAGUGGACUCGGCCGGAUCACAGACUCCAACUGGCAAUGCAAGGAUGCACGCCGUCGUACAGGAACUGAUCGGGCGCACUGCCGCCUGGCCCAGUGCUGUGAUCGUCGAAGACAUUGAUGACAACAGUCACCGAAAUGAGAUGGUUAUGGAUUACGAGCCUGCCACAGUGGAGGAAACCUACGACUCACCAUCAUCCUCGAGCGACGGUGAUCUUGAGGAUUUUAUCAGAUUUUAUCCGGAUGAAGAAUAUUACUAUCGCAGCCAGCGAGCCCAGAGGCCACCACUUGCGACUGGUGACAUUGAUUUGGAUGAUUUCUACAGGCGCAUCAACUACGAUGCCACUUUACCGUCCGGUUUGCCAUCCGUGAUUACGCAAACAGUACCCGAUAUCCCGGAUAUUGAUGAACCUCUCCCCAACGCACCUGGCGUGCAUCCUCCGUCCAUCAUCCAUACAACCAGUAAGAGCUAUGUCCUGAGCAGUGGGACCGUAUGCUGA